This is a messenger RNA of Cokeromyces recurvatus, 655 nucleotides long. Its product is annotated as putative ribosomal protein L10. Gene Ontology annotation, cellular component: ribosome; cytosolic large ribosomal subunit. Gene Ontology annotation, biological process: translation; ribosomal large subunit assembly. The record is from RefSeq and is a predicted model, not a curated record. Lineage: Eukaryota; Fungi; Mucoromycota; Mucoromycetes; Mucorales; Mucoraceae. The transcript has a single exon. The coding region runs from base 1 to 651 and encodes 216 amino acids. Gene Ontology annotation, molecular function: structural constituent of ribosome.
AUGGGUCGUCGUCCUGCUCGUUGUUACCGUUACUGUAAAAACAAGCCCUAUCCUAAAUCCAGAUACUGUCGUGGUGUCCCUGAUGCCAAGCUCAGAAUCUACGAUUUAGGUCGUAAGAAGGCAUCUGUUGACGAUUUCCCUCUCUGUGUUCACUUGGUCUCCAACGAAUACGAACAACUUUCUGCCGAAGCUCUUGAAGCAGGUCGUAUCUGUGCUAACAAAUACAUUGCCAAGACUGCUGGUAAGGAUUCUUUCCACAUGCGUAUCCGUGUUCACCCUUACCACGUUACUCGUAUCAACAAGAUGUUGUCUUGUGCUGGUGCCGAUAGAUUGCAAACUGGUAUGCGUGGUGCCUUCGGUAAGCCCAACGGUCUCGUUGCUCGUGUCAACAUUGGUCAAAUCAUCUUCUCUGUUCGUACCAAGGAUUCUAACAAGGCUGUUGUCAUUGAAGCUUUGAGACGUUGCAAGUACAAGUUCCCUGGUCAACAAAAGAUCAUUGUCUCCAAGAAGUGGGGUUUCACUCCUCUCUCUCGUGAAGAAUAUGUUGAAGCUCGUGCUGCCGGUAAGCUUAGACCUGAUGGCUGUUACGUCAAGUUCGUCCCUCAAAAGGGUCGUCUUGCUGAUUACUUCAAGGAAGCUUCCAGAGUUUAAAAUA